Molecule: messenger RNA, 2938 nt
Organism: Notothenia coriiceps (black rockcod)
Lineage: Eukaryota; Metazoa; Chordata; Actinopteri; Perciformes; Nototheniidae
Product: transcription intermediary factor 1-alpha-like
Exons: 16
Coding region: 1-2373 (790 amino acids)
Cellular component (GO): chromatin
Molecular function (GO): zinc ion binding; protein binding
Source: RefSeq, a predicted model, not a curated record
AUGUACUACGCGCUUCAUGCCGACCCGCACUGCAAGCGGUUCGAAGUCCAUGGGGGGUCGACUCAGAGGCCGGUGUUCUGUGAGAUCCACAAGCAGGAGCCGCUGAAGCUCUUCUGUGAGACCUGCGACCUGCUGACCUGUCGUGACUGCCAGCUGGUCAAGCACAAGGACCACAAUUACCAGUUCCUUGAAGAUGCUUAUAAAAACCAUAAACAGCACAUGGAGAGCAUGACCCAUCGGCUGCAGGAAAAACAGAAAAUGAUUGAAGAGGUAUCCAACUCCAUAAACAAUGGACUCCGACAGGUUCAUCAGAACCGCGCGACUGUUCAUAAUGAAAUAGAGAAAUCUAUCUGCAGUUUGAUUCUGGAGAUAAACAAGAAGGGCAAGAUGCUAGUUAAUCAACUUGAGGCUGUAACAAAGGACCAUGAGAGUGUCCUACGAAAACAACAGGAGGACAUCGGCUAUCUAUCCAGACACCUGGAUCAUGUCAUCAACUUCACCAAAUGGGCCACAGCCAGAAAUGGGGGCACAGCCCUGUUGUACUGUAAACGUUUGAUUCUGUUUCAGAUUGGAAAUCUCCUGCGGGCAAAAUGUAGUACCUCGUUUAUACCACUGAGUACUGUGCGCUUCCAGAACCGAUCCUCUUAUUGGGCCUCAAAUGUAGAUCUGGGCUCUUUACUGGUGGAGAGUGCACCAGGCCACCAGCUGGGCGGUUUUCAGGGUAUCCCUCAUCAGCUCCCCCACCCUGCGCUGGGCCCCUCAGGCUCACCCCACAGCUUCGCCCUGGGAGCACCCCAUACUACUCUGGCUCAGCUCCAAAUGCAGGUGGAGAAGCUAAACCCGCAGGCCAACUGGCAGCCCCAACCACCUCCUCCACCCUGGACGUGGUACCAGAGUGUCCGACUUCAGCGAACCAUCCCUGGGCCCCUGCAAGGAGGCCCCGCCCCCUCCCACAGUAUGAUGCCCCAACCAGGCCGCAGGUUCAUGGUGCCCCCUCCCAACCACGUCAGCCCAACUAGCAACUUUGAAAGCCCUGGGUUUACGCCCCAGCCUCUGAGGGGGAUGGGAAGCAGCUACCAACCCAAACCCAUGGAAGUCUUCUCCUCUCCACCUCUCUACACCCAUAUUACACCACUGCCCAUCAAUAGUGGCGUCAGCUCACCUCAAUCAGAUCAGACGAUUGAGCCUACAUAUCUGAAUAGGAGGAAUGAUUCAGGCGGUGCGAUGUACAUGCUGAAACCAAACUAUCCCCAGGGCUUGCCUCCAUGUUUUCAACACAUAAAUGUGCAAGGACAGCAGAAUUCACCAGGGUACGCUGCUGUUUCCCAGGAGGAGAAACCAGGCAUUGUUACCUGGAAACCUCCAGAAACACAUCAGGCCAGUGGAGCAGUGGGCUCAGCUGUCAAGAAGAGAAGAAGGUUGUCACCAGGGCCCAUCAUAGUCAUCAAAGAUGAGCCGGAUGAUGAGAGUGGCUACCUCAAAGCCCAUCAAAGAGCCAGCCUUCCUGACAGCACAGGUGACCAACCCCCAAUCAGUGCUCCUCUUCAAAGCACAGGUGACAAACCCCAUAGUCCUUCAGAGCCUCCAAGCAGCCCGUGGGACCAGAGUAAGACUAAUGCUCAAAAUCACAUCCGUAUCCUGGGAGGAGAACAGCAGGUAGACCAAGCCCCACUGGAGGACUCUAAAGAGGUCCUGUGUGCUGCGUGUGGGACAGGCGGAGAGCUGCUGAACUGUGAUCAGUGUCCCAGGAGGUUUCACCUUUCCUGCCAUGUUCCAACUCUCCUCAAAUCUCCCAGUGGGAAAUGGUUUUGCUCAUUCUGCCGUGAUCUGUUAGUGCCAGAGAUGGAUUAUGACUGCGAACCUGAAGCCAAAACAGUGAAGAAGGAGCCAGAUUCUGAAGGAGGAUUUCACCCUGUGGACAAACGAAAGUGUGAGAGGCUGUUGCUGCACUUGCUUUGCAGCAAGCUGAGUUCAGACCUUCAAGGCCCUGUAUCCCCCCCGGUAUGUGCUAAUAACAGGGUGACUACAAAGGGACCGAUUCAUCUUUCCGCUCUGAGAAAACGACUUGAAGCAAAGCAGAGUCUGUGCUACAAAAGCCCUGCAGAGUUUGUGUCAGACAUCAGGCUUGUCCUCAAUCAGGUGGACGCAGAGGGCAGGAAGCUGGGCGGAAAGCUUAAAGAGCAGUUUGAGGAAUACCUGAAGAGCAUCUUCCCUGACCAGACCUUUCCAGAAAUCAAAAAGGAGAUGAUGCCUUCUGCUCCUCCUGACUCUCUUUUCUCAUCUUUUGACCACAAAUCCCAGCAUGCAAAGGAUCCAUGUCCAGACUCCCAGGAUACACCGAUCUGUCCCAGUGGAGAGGGGGGAGAAGUAUGAAAGAAAGACAUAUUUUGAAACGUUCGAAAACACUGCCAGCACCAGCUAAUAUUUGGUGUGUUCAACUUUAUACUUGAACUUGAUACACAAUCAUCUUCAGGCCACAACACAUUUGUCCUUCCUUUUCUUUUUCCUUAGAUUUUCUGGACCAAGCUGCAUGGCAAAUGUUGCAUUCACACUGAAUUCAAAGACAUGACUGCUAUAUAUUACUACAGGCAUAAAUAAUAAGAUUUAUGCAAAAUGUACAUACAUGCAGAACAUUUGGGUGUUUACAGGGUAAAGCGGAACCAGCUAUUCAGUCUUGUUUUGGUUAAAUUACGAGAUCAAGUCAUCAAUUUACUGAAGUUAAAUGCAUUCAUUAGCUCUGAGCUUACACACUGUGGUCAGGUCUGGAGUGUUUUUCCUGUUCAGCUCUCCAUGUGUAAAUACAGCAGUGUUCAGUGGAAGGAUGAUAAUCAUGCAGCUUUGAUGUUUUUUCAUAUGUGGAAUAAAAUGUGUUACGAGGCCAGUCAAGAAAAACAAUGGAGUCAAAGCUGUUUGAUAAAACCCAAAACGAUUUACAUUG